UGAGUGCCAAACAGUGGUAAACAUUAAACACGUGUUUAGUUUCGGUAAUUAACAGUGAAUUCAAUUAAAAUUACAUUCAAUUGCAUAUAAAUAGCAUUCAAUUGAUUGCUAUAUUAAGCGCUCAUUCAUUGCAUUCAUAGUAAUCACACGAAUCGGUGACAAGUAAUGGCUGUGCAAAAGGGAAAGGCGUUAACAAAGGGUCAGAAGCAGAUCGUCGAGGAAAACAAGUCGACUCUUCGCUUCUACACCAUUAUGUCGACCGCAGCCAUG
This is a messenger RNA of Oppiella nova, 270 nucleotides long. NCBI's taxonomy places the organism in Eukaryota, Metazoa, Arthropoda, Arachnida, Sarcoptiformes, Oppiidae. The record is from the annotation of a GenBank genome assembly.